Orbicella faveolata is the source of this 2941-nucleotide messenger RNA. RefSeq names its product echinoderm microtubule-associated protein-like 6. Lineage: Eukaryota; Metazoa; Cnidaria; Anthozoa; Scleractinia; Merulinidae. The record is from RefSeq and is a predicted model, not a curated record. Gene Ontology annotation, molecular function: microtubule binding.
AAACAGAAAUCAACAAACCCAAUGGCAUGUUUUUCCUUCGGUUAUUAGUGUAAAUAUUUAAAAUGCUCUCUAUCGUAGAUGGACAUUAAAUCUGGCAUUUAUCAGCUAUCGAUAUUAAGAGGAAUCUUUCUGAUGCGAGCAUCAAAGAAGUCGUUGUUACUUGUCUUCAUGCUGACGACUGCAAAUGAAUAGAUGAUCGACGCCUCUUUGGAAAAAGAAAAUUGAAGGGUUCAUUUUACGAUCUUGUACGCCUUACCGACAAAAUACCUUUGGUCAGUUGAUAAAAUCACUUUAGUACUAUGGAAUAUGAUAGAUGAUGGAUUUUUUACAAGCAGUUGAUAAGGACUUUGGUACUAUUUAGAACGUUGAAAUCGUCACACAAUUUGAAAAGCGUGACUCGAUGAAAUAUCUGGGCGCCACUAGCACUGUUUACAAUGUUUACAAGAGAGAAAGUUAAACUAGACCCUGCAAAAACAAAUGCCAAGAAAGGACGUAAAGGGAAAACCUCCAAAGCAGCUUGGGAGACACUACUUGCGAGUAGUUCACAAAAUGGCACUGUAGGAAAUGAGAGGUCACAGUCAAGAGGUUCUGAAAAGAGGAAUGGGUACUCGUAUGUUCAUUGGUCAGACGAUGAGGAUGAUGAAGAUGAUGAGUAUGACAGGUAUAACACUUCUAUAACUCCAAAUGCAUCUUUAAACUUCUCUGGGAGCCACUCAAAAAGCUUUGAAAAUUUAUGGAAGGCAGCAGCUGAGGGAAGGUCAACUUCUCCCUUACACAGGAGUUUUGAAUCUAAACCUGUGCCUAUUGCCGACUAUCAGGUUCACACUGGCCAACCUCCAGUUCCCAAAGAAAUUGUUAAGCAAAUACGAGAAGGAAAAUAUGUCAACUUUCAGGAACUCCUCCCAGAAAACCUUGACAAAGAAAAUGCAAAAAACAAGACAUUUGUCGAUGAAACAGAAAGGGUGGAUGACAUUACUAAAUGGACUGAUUGUAUGGCUGCUUAUACUGCAGUUUUUACUUGUGAUUUUCCCAACCGAAUUAGAGACUUACUAGCAUACCAAGGUAUAAUAACCAGGUUAUACCGUGAAUGUCAAGAUAACAGAGCGUGGCAGAGGUAUGAUGUUGCCUUCAGGCGUAAAGCCUCUCAGAGUGGCCUGAAAGACUGGAGCACUAUUGAUGAAAAUUUGUGGAUUAUGGCCUCAUCUAGAGAUGCUCGGAGGGCUGUGCUUUGUAAAGCUUGUCUAUCCCUGGCACAUGACCAAGCAUCUUGUCCAUUAAAUCCAAAAGAAGAAACCCCAAGGAGACAGCACUCUUGGUUAUCCAAGUCCACCAAAAAGGCUACAGUGGAGGAGGAAGAGCGGCCACGAUCAGUCAGUCCAACUCGAGGCAAGAGAGGACCUCCUGAAGGACUUGAUCUUAAGUUUGCCUUCGGGUACCAUGGUUACAAUGCAUGUAACAAUCUGUUCUACACACAGUCAAAUGAGAUAGUGUUUCAUGUAGCAGCUCUUGGGAUAGUGUACAGUCCAGCAAGUCAUCAACAGAGAUUCUACAAGGGUCACACUGAUGAUGUUCUCUGUCUAACCAUUCAUGACGACAAAGACUUUGUGGCUACCGGACAGCCUUCAAAUUGUAGGAAACCUCAAGACGAUUGUUUGCUAUUUAGUAAUAAAUUGCAUAUUAUAAAAUAUUUUAUUCAGGGUUAUGUGACUGGUGGUAGAGAUGGUGUCGUUACCAUGUGGGACCCACUGUUUGAACAGUGUCUCAAGGCAUUCAAGGUGGAGGGAGCAUCCAUGAGCCCAGGCUCAGUGCUUCUGCAAAAUCUGCCUCCUGUCAGAGCUUUACACACUGAUGAAGACAAAAUACUCAUUGGGACAGGAAAUGAUGAGGUGUGUGAAAACAGGUCUGCAAUACUGUACAGUCCAGCAAGUCAUCAACAGAGAUUCUACAAGGGUCACACUGAUGAUGUUCUUUGUCUAACCAUUCAUGACGACAAAGACUUUGUGGCUACAGGACAGGUUGGCAAAGAAGCAGAGACUCACGUUUGGGAUGCAAGCUCCAUGAGAACUGUGUCUGUGCUGAAAGGUUUUCACAGGAGGGGCAUCAUCUGUGUUGACUUCUCAGUGUGUGCGUACGCUCUAACUUGCUUGAUCUUUUUAGGUAAACUGAUCCAGACUAACUCUGGAGCACGUGAACACUUGUUUUACGAGGUGCCUUCUGGGAAUCGUAAGACCAUCAGUGUCCCGGAUGUGGAGAGGUUACAGUGGUCCACCUUUACUUGUGUCCUGGGUCCAACUGUCAAAGGUGUUUUCCCGCCAGGAAGUGACGUCACGGACGUGAACGCGACCUGCCGUUCUAAGGAUGGCAGUUUACUGGCCAGCGGUGAUGAUUUUGGUUUGGUGAAGCUUUUUGAGUAUCCUGUGUCGCAUCGAGGGGCACGUGGCCGACAGUACAAAGGUCACUCCUCACACGUGACCAAUGUUCGGUGGACUUGUGACGACCGCGUGCUUGUGUCAACUGGGGGUCUGGACACGGCCGUGCUGAUCUGGGACCGAUUGGUUGUUUCAGAGGUUGACGAACCAGAAAAGGCCGUAGAGGAUAAAGUUCUUGUUCAACCCAAGUUCAUUCCAACUGGACCCAUUAAGAAUCCUAUCGCCAAAGGCAAGCCUCAGUGGGAUUAAAGCUGUUACCGUGACGCUUCUGGCAGCUAUUACAAGACAAUGUUGACAGUCUGGCUCCCGUUUUUGAAAGGCUGGAUAACGUUAUCCACCGGAUAAAUCGCUAUCCGGUGGAUAGCGUUAUCUACCUUUCGAACAACCCGGGCCUGGAUGGGGAUUGUGGGAUCUCAGUCAGUAUCAGUUCGAUUUUCGGCGAUUUCUUAGCUCGGAUGGUCAGUCGCUUGUUGGAGCAUUUAGCAAGAACUAUUGGAAGUAAAGCUAUUCUA